Molecule: messenger RNA, 2230 nt
Organism: Phasianus colchicus (ring-necked pheasant)
Lineage: Eukaryota; Metazoa; Chordata; Aves; Galliformes; Phasianidae
Gene: HGH1
Product: HGH1 cochaperone
Source: RefSeq, a predicted model, not a curated record
AUGGUUGGGUUGCAAAGGUCCUUAAAGAUCAUAGAGCCAUGAGAUGGUUGGGUUGGCAGGGUCCUUAAAGGUCAUAGAGACAAGGCAUGGGUUGAAAGGGUCCUUGAAGAUCAUAGAUACCUGGGAGGGGGGUUGGGAGAGUCUUAAAAGGUCAUGGAGCCGUGGAAUGGUUGGGCUGGUAGGGUCCUUAAAGGGCAUAGAACCAUGGGAUGGCUGGGUUGGCAGGGUCCUUAAAGGUCAUAGAGACAUGGGAUGGGUUGAAAGGGUCCUUAAAGAUCAUAGAUCCCUGGGAGGGGGGGUUGGGAGGGUCCUAAAAGGUCAUGGAGACAUGGGAUGGUUGGGUUGGAAGGGUCCUAGAAGAUCAUAGAGGCAUAGGAUGGAUUGAAAGGGUCCUAGAAGAUCAUAGAUCCCUGUGAGGGGGGUUGGAAGGGUCCUGAAUGGUCAUGGAGCCAUGGAAUGGUUGGGUUGCAAAGGUCCUUAAAGAUCAUAGAGCCAUGGGAUGGUUGGGUUGGCAGAGUCCUUGAAGGUCCAGGUUGUAGAUCCUGUUCCCUUGGGGGUCCUCUUCCCAGGGUUCUCUCUGGGUCUUGCUUUAAUUACCUAUUUCCCAUGGAUUGACUCUUAAUUACCAGUUUCCCAUUGACUGACCCAUUAAUUACCAAUUUCCCACGGGCUGACCCUCCAUUCAUUGGCUCACGGCACCCCGGGAGCUCCUGGUGCUCCAGCUCUGCCCUCAAACCCAUCAGCUCCAGCACCCUCCAUGGGUCUGCGUUAAUUGCCCCAUGCUAAUUAGCAGCGUUCGGCCCAAUCUACGGGGUGUGCGGUGGCUGACGGCCGGGGGGGCGCUAAUUAGGAGGUAAUGAGGAACGGCGCUAAUUGUGAGGAGUCGCUGUGCUGGGAAUGGAGUUCCGCCGCGUUAAUGAGGUAAACGGAGCGUUAAUUGGGAGUCGGGAGCUGUGCGGUGUGGGCGGUGCACCUCCGGGCCUGCAGGGGGCGCUGCACCAGGCGGCGCGGGGCCUCGUUUCCCAUCAUCCCUUUCCCCGCCGGGCCCUCCCCUUCCGGCGGUUCGCCUCACCCGAUUGGCCCGUCUCCGCGUCGCUCCCCGGCUGUUCGGUGCGGAGCAUCCCGCGGUUGCUAAGCGACGCCCGGCCAUUUGGGGCCCGCGCAAGAUGGCGGCGGAGGCGGCGCUGGAGGAGCUGGCGGUUCUGCUGGGCCCCUCGGCGGGCGCGGCGGUGCGGGCGGGCGCGGCGGAGGCGGCGUUGGCGCUGUCCGGCGACCCCGAGGGGCGGCGGCUCCUGGCGGCGCGGCCCGAAGCUCUGCGGGCGCUGCUGGGGGUGGCGGAGGCCUCGGGGCCCGAGCUCGGGCCCGCGCCCGGCGCCGCGCUGCGCUGCCUGCAGAACGUGUCGGCCGAGCCCGAGGCCCGAGAGCCGCUGCUGGCCGCGCUGCCCGCCGUGCUGCGCCUGCUGCCGGCCGGCCCGGCCUGCGGGCUGUUGGCCAACCUGAGCCGGGAGCGCGGCGCCGCGCGGCGGGUGUUCGGAGGCCUCGAACGGGAGAGCGGGGCCGGCGCGGAGGCGCUGCUGCGGGCGCUGGAGGGACCUCGGCCGCCCCCGGAGCUCGGGGCGCUGCUGUGUAACCUCAGCGGGCUCCCCGAGGGCCGCCGAGCGCUGCUGGAGCGCCCCCGGUGCGCGGUGCGCCGGCUGCUGCCGCUCGUGGGGGACGCGGAGAGCGCCGUGCUGCGGAGGGGAGCGGUGGGAGCGCUGCGGAACUGCUGCUUCCAGCACGAGCACCACGAGUGGCUGCUGAGCGACGAGGUGGAUUUGCUGCCCUCCCUGCUGCUGCCCCUCGCCGGCCCCGAGGAAUUCCCCGAGGAUGAGAUGGAACGGCUGCCUGUGGAGCUGCAGUAUUUGCCCGAGGACAAAGAGCGUGAGCCAGAGCCCGACAUCCGCAGGAUGCUGCUGGAGGCGCUGCUGCUGCUCACGGCCACCAAAGCGGGCCGGCUCCUGCUGAGGGAGAAGGGCACCUACGUGGUGCUGCGCGAGCUGCACCGCUGCGAGAAGGACCCCGAGGUGCUGUCUGCCUGCGAGAAGCUCAUCCAGGUGCUGAUCGGGGACGAACCGGAGCCGGGCAUGGAGAACCUCCUGGAGGUGAACAUCCCUGCGGAGGUGGAGGAGCGGCUGCGGAGCUGGGAUCGGGAGGAGGAGGAGAGGCGGCAGCGGGAGGAGGCACGGUGAGA